AUGCCCUUCCGCCCCACCUUCCCCCGCCGCUGCCUCCAUGACCCCAAGCUCUCCUCCUUCCUCUACGCGCUCGCCACCGUCUCCGCCACUCCCUCCUCCUCGCCGCCCCCGGGCUCGCUUCCCGCCGCCCGCACCCCAGCCGCCUACAAUGCUCUCAUGUCCGCCUACUCCCACGCCGGCCGACCCGACGAGGUGCUCCGCCUCUUCCGCUCCCUCCCCUUCCCCCCCACCGCGCCCCUCUACACAACCCUCAUCUCCUCUCUCGCCGCCUCCGGCCGCCCCCGCGCCGCGCGCGCCGCCUUCUCCUCCCUCCUCGUCUCCGGCCUCGCGCCCACCGCGUCCGCCUUCACCGCGCUGCUCAAGUGCCAGGACGGCUCCAUCGACUCCAUGUACCGCGUGUUCCUCGCCAUGGCAGCCGCCAGCUGCUCCCCCGAUGCCGCCGUGUACAACUGCUACAUUUCGAUGCUCUGCGACUCUGGCCGGCUGGAGGAGGCCCGUGGUAUCCUUGACCACAUGGUCGGCGAAGGAGUCCGCCCAACUGCUCGCUCCUACACCGCGAUUCUACGUGGAUACUGCGAGCAGGGCAAGGUUCUUGAAGCAGAGAGGUUAGUCGAUGACAUGGCCGACGCCGGGUGCCCGCCGGAUGUUGUAUCUUACAGCGUGCUUAUCCAGGGGCUUUGCGGCGUCAGGGAGUUUCAUAAGGUGGAGUUGAUCUUAGGGGAAAGUCAAGAGAAGGGGUGGACGCCCAAUGCUGUCACCUACAACAUUUACAUGUCUGCCCUGUGCAGGACGGGGUUCUUGGAUGAGGCAUGUUAUCAAGUAGACAUUAUGCGCAGCAGAGGGCUGCUGCCAACAGUUGAGACUGUGGGUAUACUCUUCGAUUGCUUGUGCCGAGACUCGAGGUUUUCAGAAGCACUGUGCAUGCUAGAACACAGCGAAGAAUUAGGCUGGCAUGCUGAUGUCUUCUGCUAUAACACUUUGAUGGGUAGGCUUUGCGACGUUGGUGAUUUUGCCAGGGUCUUCAAGCUCUUGGUUGAUCUGUUGAAGAAGGGCGUCGGGCCGGAUAUGUUCAGUUUUACUAUUGCAAUCCGUGGCCUCUGUGGAGCUGGGAAACUCCAGGUUGCAAAGUGUCUAAUAGAUAAUGAGUCGAUUGGAUAUGAUCUGGUGGCUUUCAAUACUUUGAUCCAUGGGCUAUACAAUGCUGGGGAUUUACUUGGAGUCAAGCUGACAUAUGAGAAAAUGCAUAGUAGGCAAGUUUCUCCAAAUAGCUUCACUAAUGCCACUCUGAUUGAUAGCUUAUGUAAAGAUCAAAAGUUUGUCGAGAAAGUAAAGUCUCUUGCAUGUAAGAAUACGGCACCUGAUCAUGUUGUUCGCCUGCACAAUCGGUUGGUCAAAGGAGUGAAAUUUACAAAGGUGCUCAGCCUACUUGAUGAAAUACGCUCUAGAGGAAUUGAACUAGCUACUCGCAAAUUCUCUGACCCAUUACUUAACGAAUUAUGCUGGGAGGAGGGAAAUGAGCCUAGGGAUAUCAAUCAAGCUGCUUAUAUACUGACCUGGCUGGGAAUUAGAUGAUAAUCUCAAGAUCGAGUGCUUGACAUCAGGAUUUCUUUUGGAGCAUUUUCUCUAGCAAACACCGUAUCAGUGAUAGAGUUCCCUCUUCAUUCACACAUCAGUCUCUCUCAUCUUUCAUCAGGAGAGGAGUACCUUGUUUUUACCAGAAGCUAGAUACGGAUUUUGAUGGUCAGGACAAGACUGUCAAGCUCAAAUGUGUUCCUAGAGAAAUAAUGGGCAGAAAGAGUUUGAAUCAAUUAACAGAAGCAAAAUAAUUGUUGCAGCAAACACUGCAUUGAAAGACCAAAGUUAUUGCAAGAAUUGGCAAAUAUGUAAUAUGGAUAUGCGAUGAAUCAUGACAACACUUUGCCUCAACAAGAUGAAAGAAGAUACUUUACUGUGAGCCAACGUUGUGAAGGUAACACAGAGGGUGGGUGUUUUCAAAGUUCUGAAGCUCCUAGCAUCUUGCGCAAAAAGAUCUCACACUCGUUCUGAUCCUCGCCAUGAUAGUUGCUUCCUCAUAUACAUGACUGUUAAAUGCAAUGAAGGCAUACACAAAACAAGAUUCAAGUGUAAACA
This is a messenger RNA of Lolium rigidum, 2130 nucleotides long. Its product is annotated as pentatricopeptide repeat-containing protein At5g65560-like. The transcript is spliced from 3 exons. The coding region runs from base 1 to 1572 and encodes 523 amino acids. The record is from RefSeq and is a predicted model, not a curated record. Gene Ontology annotation, molecular function: protein binding. Lineage: Eukaryota; Viridiplantae; Streptophyta; Magnoliopsida; Poales; Poaceae.